AUGGCGCGCCGCAGCGCCAGCGUCGCGCUUCUGUGCGCCGCUCUGUUUGUUCUUGCCGCGCUGGCUGACGCCGAUCGCGUGAAUGGCCCUCUCCGCCCGCGUUCUCGCGACGAGGGCACCCGCAUCACCCAGACCCAGCUCAACAAGCAGGUCGGCGUCAACGGCGCCUUCAGCCGCGACACCGAAUUCAACUUCAACAACCGCCAAGAGCAGCGCAUCGACCGCCGCCUGCUGGACGCCCGCACCCGCCCCGCGGUCGGCGUCACCCGCCCCGGCCGUGGCGACGACGGCACCCGCAUCACCCAGACCCAGCUCAACAAGCAGAUCGGCGUCAACGGCGCCUUCAACCGCGACACCGAAUUCAACUUCAACAACCGCCAAGAGCAGCGCAUCGACCGCCGCCUGCUGGACGCCCGCAGCCGCCCUGCGGUUGGCGUCAACCGCCCCGGCCGUGGCGACGAGGGCACCCGCAUCACCCAGACCCAGCUCAACAAGCAGAUCGGCAUCAACGGCGCCUUCAACCGCGACACCGAAUUCAACUUCAACAACCGCCAAGAGCAGCGCAUCGACCGCCGCCUGCUGGACGCCCGCAUCCGCCCCGCUGUCGGCGUCACCCGCCACGGCCGCGGCGAUGACAGCACCCGCAUCACCCAGACCCAGGUCAACAAGCAGAUCGGCGUCAACGGCGCCUUCAACCGCGACACCGAAUUCAACUUCAACAACCGCCAAGAGCAGCGCAUCGACCGCCGCCUGCUGGACGCCCGCAUCCGCCCCGCUGUCGGCGUCACCCGCCACGGCCGCGGCGACGACGGCAUCCGCAUCACCCAGACCCAGGUCAGCAAGCAGAUCGGCAUCAACGGCGCCUUCAACCGCGACACUGAGUCCAACUUCAACAGCAACCAGGACCAGCGCAUUGGUCGCCACCUGCUGGAUGUCGAGGCUUAA
Monoraphidium neglectum is the source of this 945-nucleotide messenger RNA. RefSeq lists its product as hypothetical. The record is from RefSeq and is a predicted model, not a curated record. The coding region runs from base 1 to 945 and encodes 314 amino acids. The transcript has 3 exons. NCBI's taxonomy places the organism in Eukaryota, Viridiplantae, Chlorophyta, Chlorophyceae, Sphaeropleales, Selenastraceae.